Messenger RNA from Morone saxatilis (striped sea-bass), 4155 nucleotides. RefSeq names its product calcium binding protein 39-like (gene cab39l). The record is from RefSeq and is a predicted model, not a curated record. Bases 297 to 1094 code for a protein of 265 amino acids. Gene Ontology annotation, biological process: intracellular signal transduction. Gene Ontology annotation, molecular function: protein serine/threonine kinase activator activity. The transcript has 8 exons. NCBI's taxonomy places the organism in Eukaryota, Metazoa, Chordata, Actinopteri, Moronidae.
UUGUGAAAGUUCGCACCGGACGUCUCUAAGUUUCUUCAUGCCAGCUUGACAGACGACUGGAAAGCGACCAGAUGGAAUUCAGCUCUGCCUUCUUAACAGAUUCCACACAUUUUAAAUUGUAUCGCACACAUUUUUAGCGGACUUUCCUGCUAACAACCAGCCCUGGCGUGACCACAGAAGCCUAUCCGAGAGGCUCGCCUGCGCUGUGAACCGGGACAGAAGCGGUGAAGACAUCCAGAGAUACCCCCCACCAAACAUCUUCCCACUGAAGGUCCCAAGGCGAGUGUGUGCCCAUCAUGCCGCUGUUUGGUAAAUCCCACAAGAGUCCGGCGGACAUCGUCAGGACCUUGAGGGAGAACCUGGCCAUCCUGGUCAAACAGGAUAAGAAGACAGAAAAGAUUUGGACGAGGAAGGCCCCACUUGUCGAUAUAUUCUGCUUCCCACCAAGAGGUCCUCUUUUAUACUGCCUGAAAGGGUACGAGACACCUCAGGUAGCGUUGAAUUGUGGGAUCAUGCUAAGGGAGUGCAUCCGCCACGAGCCGCUCGCCAAGAUAGUCCUUCACUCGGACCAUUUCAACAGCUUCUUCAACUACGUGGAGAUGUCCACCUUUGACAUCGCCUCCGACGCCUUCGCCACCUUCAAGGAUCUCCUGACAAGACACAAAGUGCUUGUGGCUGAAUACCUCGAACAGAACUACGAUGCUGUGUUUGCAGACUAUGAGAAGCUGCUGCAUUCUGAGAACUACGUCACCAAGAGGCAGUCUCUAAAGCUUCUGGGCGAGCUGCUGUUGGACAGACAUAACUUCACGGUGAUGACGCGCUACAUCAGCAAGCCGGAGAAUCUCAAGCUGAUGAUGAACCUGCUAAGAGACAAGAGUCCCAACAUCCAGUUUGAAGCCUUCCACGUUUUCAAGGUUUUUGUAGCGAACCCCAACAAGACGCAGCCCAUCAUCGACAUCCUGCUCAAGAACCAGACCAAACUAAUCGACUUCCUGAGCAACUUCCAGAAGGACCGCAUGGAUGACGAGCAGUUCAACGACGAGAAGACCUACCUAAUCAAACAGAUCCGGGAUCUGAAGAAACCGGCCUCCUAGAGGAGCUCCCUGCCCUCUACCCCGACUUUUUAUCGAUGGGAAGACAUACAGUAGAAAAAAAAUACAUUAACAAUAAUGGUUACUCUAUUUAAAAAAAAAAAAAUCUUCAAGACGUUAUUUGUCUUUUUUCUCUUUGUUGGUUCAUUUAAAACUUGUGCAACGUAGUUCUCAAUCACUGAUGUUUCUUUUGUAAAUUUUUCUCAUUAAAUAAUUUUUUUUGUAGCAUGUAGUGCCACAACUCAUGGUGUUGGAGGCAGCUGAUUUGCUCUGUUGGGAGAACCAGCGAAAAAGCUUCGGCCAGAAUGGUCCAGUGGCUGUCAGACAAAACACACGUGACCAUUUUUGUAAUUUUAUCACAGUCGCCUGUUAAAGGUGGUCUGUUAGUUGCUGCACACAAGUUAAUUUCUAACUGUUUAAAUGAAGUAGCUGCAAAUCAAAAAAACAAUGAAGAAUUUCUGCUUUUCUUUCUUCUUUAGCUGGGUCAACGUGUCUAGUUGGUAUCUGGCAAAAAUACACUUUAGAGCAAGACCGUCUGAAGUGUGAAACACCUCAGUCAUUGCUAAAAGCUUCGUUAGCCAAAUGGAAACAGUAAUCCUUCUGCUAGCCAAACAUCUCUCUUAUUGUACUGCCAAAGCCAAUGACUGCUACAGUUUUCUCUCUAAAACUAAAAAGCAUCAACACAUGCCAACGAAGAAUCAUGGAUUCACACUCUCGUCUUCCUUACUAUUCCUCAAAAACUAAUGUUUUAACGCAAAACUAUUUUUCGUGUUGGUAAUUUAACGAGGGAAAGGCUGAAGCAGUUCUCUGAAGUUGAGAACACUCUACAACAUAAUAAUAAUAAUAAUAAUAAUCAAUUGGAAAAUGGUUGGUGGGCCACCUGGCACCCUAUUUGGCCCACAGGCUUUAUUUUAAAUGCUUCGGCAGGUGACUGCAGAUGUUAUCUUGUGCAAUGCUGGAAUUUCUAAAGCCUCUGAACACCCACACAGGAGUUUACAGUUAACCUGGCUGAUUAGACCUCUGCUCAGGACUGUGCGGGCCUGUAUAUUGUGAUUGAGUGACAUCAUGCUGAGUCUCCUGUUAGCUUUGUUGCACCCAUUAGGGCGGGACAAAUGAUACCUUUAUCAUUCUUAUUGGAGAUAAUUCAAAAUUUGUGACGAAAUUCCCAUUCAAAGCUCAAGCCCAACUUCAAACUGAGCAAGUCUAAUCCACCAGAAUAACUGAAAACUGUGUGGGUGUUCAGAGGCUUUAGAAGCAUCAAACUGUGCCACUCUAACUGCAGUAAGAGAAUUAGCUUUAGCAAGACUGCGAAUUUGAGGUGUUUUGAGAGAACUGGUUUUAGUCACAGUUGACCAAAAAUUGCAAAUACAAACUAGUACUCGUAGGAAUAUUUGAAGUCUUUGAAAUGAAAGGCCUUUUUAAAUUGUAUCGUGACAUUGGGCUACUAUCGGUACAGUAAGCUUCAAUCAUUUCGAUCACUGGUUCUCUUCGUUGGUGGCUGAUAGCACUUUCUGUAAGAUAAAAAAAAAAUAUGAUGAUUCAAAUGUUUUUUCGUUAAUCUUAAGCCGAUCACUGUUUCCACACUGCUUGAUGGUAUUUUUUUUAUAUAUAUAUAGUUUCAUUUCUUGUACAGUUUAUGGUUUGCACACCUGAAGUGAGUGCCAUUGUGAGUGAGAACAUUGAACAUUAACAGGAGGCACUUUGCUGUGUGGAGGAGCUCCUCGUUGAGAGAGGAGAGCAGCUGUAAAGAUGGCUGUUUUUUGCUUCACUUCUUUUUUUCUUUCUGUACUGUAACAAGUGUUUUUGCUCUGUUUUGGAUCUAAUGUUGGUAUUAGAAUGGAAACGUGAGAAGAUUCAGAGGUGCCUUUUUUGGUUUGGUGUGUAUUCCCUUCUUUGCUCUAAUCUUGUUUGUUUUUUUGUAUUUUCAGUAUCUUUCUAGGGGGAGCUUAAUUAUUAUGUUAAUGAAAAUAUGCUCUUGAUAGAACAUAUUUGUUGUGAUUAAGCAGUGAACCUCUUAACUCGCUAUAUUUGAGUUACGCUAUCAAAGAAACAUUUUGAACUUUUUGCAGCUAAUUGGUUGCCAUUGUGUACGGACCAGGGUCACAGUUUCACUUUGAAUUUGUCACCAAUGAGGCGCUGGUUCAAUAUGUGAAUUAUCAACUGUGUCAGCAACUCAAUGUGUAACUCGUCACAGAGUGAGGCCAAAGUUGACCUGCAACAUGAUUUCAAUGGUGAAAUGUAACUGUGAAAAAUCCACCUGUCGUUAAAGGACCAUAAAAUGUGCAGAAUCAGUGAGGUUGGAAUACUACUUUUAAAGUGGUGUUGGUUUUAUAUUUGACUUGGAAAUGAAAAACUAUUCUGUUUUCUAAAAAUGAAGAAAUCAAGUGAGUAAAAUUUUGAAUUUAUUUCCCAAUCAAUAUUUGAUGUGCAACCAUUAUAUUAUUAAAAAAUUACAAGUCUUUUUAAUUGGCCCUUCAUAAGCCACGCCCAUUUUUGGUAUGUGCUAUUGGAGCACAGAGCAAAAAGGGCCAGGGUCUUAGGAAGGAACCUCAACCUUCACUCUAAACUGUUUCAAGUAGUAUUUAAACACUAAUGUUUUGCUAUCACUUGUUAAAUACAGCUGAUCUGAACAGUAAUAAAGGCAGAAGUGGAGUACAGUACGGUGACGGUAACAAUCAUAAACCUGUUAAUUGCCGUUCUUUUUUUUUUUUCCUGGUGUAAAAGAAAAAUGAAAAAAGUGUUCUCCAUGUUUUGUCUUUUGGGUGAAAAAUAAAAAACAAUACCAGCCUUUUUAUGUUAUAAGCUGUGACAUAUUACACUAUAUCUGAAUAUAACGUGAGAUGCAAAAGUAGACCAACCAGCUUUACAUCAGACUUGUCACUUGAGCCAAACUCCACUACGUCCCUUGUUUUUUUUUUUUGCUUGCCUGCCUAAAACAAUGAGCAACUUUGAUCCCAGCAGAAUUCCACAUUAUCUUCCCCGUGUCCCCCUGAAAACCGCCACUUUAUUUUCCACAUUGAUGCUAUUGUACCACAUUCAUGGCAAAUAAAAGGAUGGGAAUGCA